CCCCGUCCCGUCCUCUUUGUCUCCAACUACACGGUCACUCUUUGGGGGCAAUUCACGAUCUCUGGUUGCGGUCAUGCCGCUCGCAUACUCAUUGCCGACGGACUUGUCGCCGGCGACGGUGGUGAACGCAUCCUCGCUGUUGCGCAUUGUGGCUCUGGCUCUCAUUUCCGGGGCGGCCAUAGCGUCACGUCUCUUCGCGGUCGUCAACUUCGAGAGUGUCAUUCACGAAUUCGACCCGUGGUUCAACUACGUUGACAAAGGGAUCCAGGAAUUUUGGAACUGGUUCGAUCCCACAGCAUGGUACCCGCUGGGACGUGUUCGGAGUGAUCUACAAUAUACUCACGCCCUUAACCUGCCUGUCGACAUUCGCAACAUCUGUGUGUUGCUCGCUCCUGGAUUCAGUGCUCUCACGGCAUGGUCUACGUACAUGUUCACGAAGGAGAUGAAGGACGAGAGCGCCGGCCUUCUCGCCGCUGCAUUCAUCGGGAUUGUUCCGGGUUAUAUUUCGCGCUCUGUCGCGGGCUCAUAUGACAACGAGGCCAUCGCAAUCUUCCUACUCAUGUUCACCUUCUUCCUCUGGAUCAAGGCGCUCAAGACGGGUAGUGCCUUCUUUGGUACUCUCGCUGCUUUGUUCUACUUCUACAUGGUCGCCGCUUGGGGUGGAUAUGCCUUCAUUACGAACAUGAUCCCGCUGCAUGCCUUCACGCUGAUACUCAUGGGACGCUCCAGUAGCCGCCUGUACGUGGCCUACUCAUCGUGGUACGCCAUUGGCACCCUUGCCAGCAUGCAGGUGCCAUUUGUCGGAUUCCAGCCUGUGCGCACUAGCGAGCAUAUGGCAGCCUUGGGUGUGUUCGGCCUGUUACAGAUCAUCGCCUUUGCGGAGCUUGUCCGUACACAUGUCUCGUCCAAACAAUUCCAGAGCCUGCUCUUCGCGUCCGUCAUUGGCAUGGGUAUUCUAGGAGCCCUCGCGAUCGUCGGCCUCACAUACAAAGGUUGGAUUGCGCCCUGGACGGGACGGUUCUACUCCCUUUGGGAUACCGGCUAUGCGAAAAAGUAUAUCCCGAUCAUCGCCUCCGUCUCGGAACAUCAGCCGACAGCAUGGCCGUCAUUCUUCAUGGACCUGCAGCUCCUCAUUUUCCUGUUCCCCGCAGGCGUCAUCCUCUGCUUCCGCGAGUUACGGGAUGAGCACAUCUUCGUCAUCAUCUAUGCCGUGGUAGCGAGCUACUUCGCAGGCGUCAUGGUGCGGCUCAUGUUGACCCUCACGCCUUGCGUGUGUGUCUGUGCCGCUGUGGCGUUUUCCUCCGUGUUGGACACGUACAUCGAUCCUGUGGAGCCAAACGCCGUCGAGGAGGGGACAGAGGCAGCCGGAGACGGCGCCGUGAGCGCGAGUUCGACGAAAGGCAAAAAAGCGGCACCAGCGGCACCCGCCGGUCCGCUUGGCGGCCUCGUCUCAACGGUCAGCGCCGUCGUGUCUACCAAGAAAGGCGAAAAAUCUCGAGGCGUUUUCGGCGGCGAUACCCGCCUCGCCGUCAUCCUCAAUGCGCUCGGCAUGCUCCUGUUCUUCGUGCUCCACUGCACUUACGUGACGUCCACGGCGUACUCCUCGCCUUCCGUCGUGCUCGCGUCGACGAACCCUGACGGCAGCCAACACAUCAUUGAUGACUUCCGAGAGGCAUACUACUGGCUCAGGCAGAACACGCCGGAGACCGCCGUCGUCAUGAGCUGGUGGGAUUACGGCUAUCAGAUCGCAGGUAUGGCAGACAGGCCGACUCUGGUCGAUAACAACACCUGGAACAACACCCACAUCGCGACCGUGGGCAAGGCAAUGUCCAGUAGUGAGGAGGUGGCCUACCCGAUCCUCCGCAAGCACGACGUUGAUACGUCUUGGUCAUCUUCGGUGGUCUGCUUGGUUACUCUGGCGACGACAUCAACAAGUUCUUGUGGAUGGUCCGUAUCGCCAGGGCGUAUGGCCAGACGAAUCCAGGAGCCCAACUAUUUCACGGCCAAGGGUGAGUACAGAGUAGAUGACGGUGCGUCGAACACCAUGAAGAACAGUCUGAUGUACAAAAUGUCCUACUACCGUUUUGCUGAGCUAUUCGGUGGUAAUCAAGCGGUGGACCGCGUCCGGGGGCAGCAGAUGCCUAAGAUAGGACCGACGUUAGACUACCUGGACGAGGCUUUCACUUCGGAGAACUGGAUCGUCCGUAUUUACCAGGUUAAGAAGGAAGAUCCGCUAGGUCGUGACCUCAGGACUGCCAACGCGUUCGAACAGGGCAAAAAGCGUAAGAGGUCGAAGCCUGCGGCUAGACGACGAGCCAACGUGUAGAGGCAUAGCCAGUCCAUUGCAGUAUGAGAGCUACUCGGGUCUUGACGGUUGACUGCGUCCGAAGGUGGUCGGCCAUACGGUGUUCUGACUUUGUCACCAAGGCUCGCAAUCAUCUGUGGCCUGUCUGGUUGUACUAUUUUACUGACUCAUCGUCAUGCGUGGCCGAGCUCCGAACAGUCCAUGGGCCAGAGCAGCCCUUCAUAUGAGUAUCGGCAGCAUGGAAGAUUUGGGACAGUGCGUCAUUGGCUUCGUCCUGAGGUGUGAGUGACCGAGAACUACG
Molecule: messenger RNA, 2606 nt
Organism: Fomitopsis serialis
Lineage: Eukaryota; Fungi; Basidiomycota; Agaricomycetes; Polyporales; Fomitopsidaceae
Product: oligosaccharyl transferase STT3 subunit
Exons: 15
Coding region: 74-2326 (750 amino acids)
Biological process (GO): post-translational protein modification
Cellular component (GO): membrane
Molecular function (GO): dolichyl-diphosphooligosaccharide-protein glycotransferase activity
Source: RefSeq, a predicted model, not a curated record